GCCUCGUUCAGUAGUGCUUCAGUGUGCGUCGCAGUUACCCGGCGUACGUUCGCUGGCACUUUCGAAUCCGAGAAUAACCGCGACAUCAAAUCAAAAAUUCAAACGAACAUUCAAACUUCUGUUUCUUCGCGAGUAGCUCUUAAUUACAUUUUUUUUUCGCUCAUUAUUGUUAUCCACAAUUUAAUUACAUAAUUUAAUUUGUAUUUUACCAUCUAAUACUUUUUUUGGGGUUGUGUAUAUAUUAUAUGUGUGUGUGUAAAGAAAAUAUUUCAAAAGCUAGAUAAAACUGAAUCAGUUUUAAAAUAAUAAACCCAGAAAAAAAGUAAUAAAUUGUUAGUUUUAUUCGACAUCAAACAAAAAACUAUCCGACUAAACUGAAAUCAUGAACUACGUAUUGAACUUCUGCAAAAUCACCGGAAAGAGUAGAAUCUUCAAACGACACUUUUAUCUACCACUUUUAAAACCUCAAACGCCCAAAGAUGCUCUACGAACGUUUAAGAUAACCGGAAAAUGGUUGCUUGGUUCGAAAGUCCAACAUUACAUGCCAGUUUUAUUUAAUCACCGUAGAAAACGAUCGAAAUCAUCGAAAGAUUACGGCAAAAUCACGCAUAAACUUAUGAAAGGUUAUAAAUAUCUUACACCUGUACUCGAUCCAAAUUUAGAAAGCCAUCAAUUGCUUCUAAAUAUACUAAAAAAUAAAUCCGGCACGGGAAAGUUCGUUUACACCAUUGAAGAUAAAAAGCACAAUUUAGUUUUUUCGGCCGAAUUAGAAUUAGCUAUUCGAGAUGGUGAUAUAAUCGACGUUUUAAUUUCACAUAGUAGUAAUAAAAUUUUAUUAAAGUUGAAAGAUUUUAAAAAGGUUCCUAUUGAUCUUGAAAAUUUUAAUUUAGACGAACCAAUGUUUAACGGCGAAGGUCAAACUUCGAGCGAAGAAGAGAAGUUUCAUCACUACGGAAAAUUUACGAUGAGUUUAGCUCGUAUUUUUGAAGAGAAAGAGCGCGAAUUGGAAGAGUGGGAAUUAGAGUUGAUGAAUAUUAUUGAAAGACGUAAAAAACAACACGGCGAAGGAACGAUCGAGUGGGACGAUAUGGUUAAAGAAGAAAUUAAAAAUUUAAAUUGGAAGAAAUUCGAGAAGGAAGCCAAACAAGUUAUUGAUACGAUUUUCGAGGAAGUUGAAGAGGAACAUAUUGGGAUGGAGGUUGAGGACUUUGAGAUUACCAAGAAUGUGUGUGAUAAAAUCAUCGAGAAUAACGCGUUACAUUUAUUACCUUCGAUGAAUGAAAUUAAUGAUAUUGUUAAGAAUUUAGGGAAAGCAAAACCGUGCAUUAUUGGGGAUACUAAAAAAAUUUCUGGGGUUAAAGUUAUUUUGGAUAAUGGGAAGCAACUUUUUGUGCCUGGCCAAAUGGUAAAAACCGAUGAUGGUGACGUUUUUGUUCCAGGGCAAACAAUCGAAAAUGAAUUUGGGUUCGAAUACGCACCUGGAAUUACGAUUAAUUUAGAUGGAAAUCCUUCGUUGAUAACCGGAUUGAUUAUGGCAGAAGAAAAUACACAGAAACCGAUGUUUCUUCCUUCUGAAUCUACAAUAACAGCUGAUGGUCAAUUAACUUUUACCACAAAUCCAGAGGAAAGACCUAAACCCAUUCCAAAAGUUGAGAAAACCGAAAAGAAAUCAAAAAAGAAGAAGAAGAAGAAGAAAAAUAAAAAUGAAAAUGUAAAUGAAAAUUUGGAGACACCAAAAGUAAUAAAUGAUACAGAAAUAAUUAUUAUUGAAGAAAAUCUUCCGAUUAUUGAAGAACCAAAACCUGCGAUUGAGGAGAUUUUAAACGAAAUUAAAUUAGAUGAUGUCGCAAUCGAUUUAAUCGAAGAAACUCCGAGUUAUUUAGAAGAAACAUCUUUCAUUGAUUCAAAAAUGGGCUCAAUGGAUAACUUAACCGAAGACGAAUAUAUACCUAAAGAUAAAGAAAUUAUAGAAAUAAAACCAAUCGAUGAUGGUAUGGACGAUGUAAUCGCUUCAGUUGAAGAAAAAAAAUCAGAUUUACAAAAGAAAUUGGAGGAAUUACGCAAAAUAACACUCCCAGCCGGUGAUGACUUUGUAACUUACGUCACUGUAGACGACGCUAACGAAAUUGCGCUAAAAAUAACCGACGAUGAAGCUAAAAGUUACAAAUUAGCUGAUAUAUUGAUAACUUUAUUACGCAGAGCUUCAACUUUCCGAGAAAGAAGCAAAAUUAAUAUGCAAAAUAUAAAUAACCCGAUUAUGUUAGAUAGCACCGUUUUUAUAACUGAAGCUGACGAAAAAUUUUUUGUCGCAAACCCCAACGUUAAAAUCGCUUUAAAAAGUGCCGCAGUAGCCGCUAAUGAUAUCUUUAAAAAACGACCAAAAGAUCAAGCGUUAGCUUUAUCGACAAUGGGCGAUAUAAUAAUCGAUUUAUUAAAGGAUAAAAAUAAAAUUUUAGACGAAAUGUGCUUAUUAAUGAACACCCCAAUCGAUCGAAACGAAAUUAGCACAAGCAUUUUUAAAGAACUCACUCAAGAUAUUCGCGAAAAUAAAGUAGAUUUACUUAAAAGUUUUAUUGAUUUAUGUGAUAAACACGAACAUAUUGGCAUGCUUGAUAAAGUGUUGGAUGUUUUACCAGACGAUAACAUCACAACAACCGCAAUAAAAAAAUUGGGCAAAGUAGACCCUGAAUUACUUUAUUUCGUAGCCGAUAACGUAGAAGAGCGCAUUAAUAUGGUAAAAACAGAAUUAGCCGCAAUGAAUUUACUCGAAGACUCGAUAAUCGAUGCGGUUAAAGAUUUUUCGAACGAAAAAUUACAAGAAUUCGCUAUUUUAGCAGACAAAAACGCCCUCACCGAUUUUGUAUCCGAAGGAAUCGGAGUUGCCAAAGCAUUGGGUUUACAAGAAGUAUCGGAAAGUUUGAACCAAAUCCUCAUCACCACCGACUUAAACAUUAUGACCCUAGAUAAAUCAUCAUUAGAUUUAUUAAAACGCUUAAUCAUAAUAAGAAAACUCGCCGAAAGAGAUUACUCUUGCAAAACGGCUUUGGAAAGGAUUCGAAAAAAUCCGGAUUGCGGCCAAACCGAUCCAAGAAUCAGACAAUUAGUGCGCGAAAGCGCCUCUUUAAUGUUACAACCAAAUCCGAUUAAAACAUCGAGGGAAAUCCCGUUAAGAUUGUUUCGAAAUGAAAAUUUUUUGGCGAUCGAGGAUUAUUUAAUAAGAAGGAAUAAAGGUGAACAUCCGAUUUUGAUAAGUAGAAAUGGUGUGCAAGCUGUUGUGCCGAAAGAGGCUGCGAGAGCCGUUUUGGCCGGACGAGUGCCAUAUCUGUUAAUCGAUGAAAGCGGUGUAACCAAUUUUAAACCUAUGCAUAUGUUUAAUGCGUUGAAAAUGAGCAGAAACCGCGAAAAGCGAUACGAAAAUUAUGCGAGUGUUGGUGGACACGAAAAAUUAUUAGAUCCCGAAUCGAAGAAAAGACAAGAAAAAUUAUACAGCCCACCGAAAAGAUCUUCAGCUGAACGAUAUGCUGAUCGGUACAACUAUAGCAGAGAACCAUUGCCGAUGACAGCCCUUUACGGGGCUAGCUACAGGCCGAGGGCCUAACAUCAUGCGCGAAGAAGAAUUAGAAGUAGCCCUUAAGGUGGUAAUUGUGGGCAACGGUGGAGUAGGAAAAUCUAGCAUGAUCCAAAGAUACUGCAAAGGCACAUUUACAAAAGAUUACAAAAAGACGAUAGGUGUCGAUUUUCUGGAGCGACAAAUUGAAGUUGAUGGUGAAGAUGUGAGAUUAAUGUUAUGGGAUACAGCGGGCCAAGAAGAGUUCGAUGCCAUUACGAAGGCGUAUUACAGAGGAGCCCAAGCUUGCGUCCUCGCCUUUUCAACGACCGAUAGGGAUUCGUUCGAAGCGGCACACUCGUGGAAACUCAAAGUUGAAAAUGAAUGUGGUGAAAUUCCUACGGUAAUAGUUCAGAAUAAAAUAGAUCUAAUUGAGCACAGCGUUGUCAGCCCUGAAGAAGUUGAUUUAUUAGCCAGGGCAUUGGGCUGCAAAUUGAUCAGAACCUCCGUAAAAGAAGACGUAAAUGUAGCAGCCGUUUUUAGGCAUUUAGCCGCAAGAUGCCUUCAGGAA
This is a messenger RNA of Onthophagus taurus, 4118 nucleotides long. Lineage: Eukaryota; Metazoa; Arthropoda; Insecta; Coleoptera; Scarabaeidae. The record is from RefSeq and is a predicted model, not a curated record.